AUGGGCACGAUUUCACAAGAUCAUGCCAAGUUAGACUCAGACACAAUUGCAGAUGCCAUUAGGCCGUUGGUCGAAGCAGACCCCACGAUAAAUGUGAAGUCUGUUAUUGCAGAAGUUCAAGGCAGGUUCAACUAUACUGUGAGUUACCGCAAGGCUUGGUUGGCAAAACAGAAAGCUGUCACAAAAAUUUUCGGUGAUUGGGAAGUUUCUUACCAGACUCUGCCAGUAUGGUUGAAAGUAAUGACAGUGAAGAUGCCAAGGUCACGUGUUCAAAUUAAAACGCUCCCCGUUUACCGUGAGAGUGAGGAGGUUCAAGGUGUAAGAGUUCUGCACCGCGUUUUUUGGUGCUUCUAUCCGUGUAUUGUAGCAUUCAGACACUGCAAGCCAUUGGUGCAGGUUGAUGGCACGCACCUGUAUGAAAAAUAUAAAGGAGCACUUCUGGUAGCGGUUGCACAAGAUGGGAAUCAAAACAUUGUGCCUAUUACAUUUGCGAUUGUUAAGGGGGAGACAGCAGACGCGUGGGAGUUUUUCCUAACCAAUUUGCGGAGAUAUGUUGUUACCAUUGAUGGUGUGGGUAUUAUUUCUGACCACCAUACCUCCAUCGACGCUGCAAUAGCUAUUCUAGAACGGAGCAGGAGUACAACAAAAACUACCAAAGGCUUAAAUAGCGGGAUGAGGCAUAUACUCAAUGGUGCAAUGAGAUCGGUGUUGAGAGAUGGGUGUUGGCACUCGAUGGUGGUCAUCGUUGGGGACAUAUGA
This is a messenger RNA of Arachis duranensis, 759 nucleotides long. RefSeq lists its product as uncharacterized. The record is from RefSeq and is a predicted model, not a curated record. The transcript is spliced from 2 exons. NCBI's taxonomy places the organism in Eukaryota, Viridiplantae, Streptophyta, Magnoliopsida, Fabales, Fabaceae. The coding region runs from base 1 to 759 and encodes 252 amino acids.